Hydractinia symbiolongicarpus is the source of this 1233-nucleotide messenger RNA. RefSeq names its product 39S ribosomal protein L2, mitochondrial-like. Gene Ontology annotation, cellular component: ribosome. The transcript has a single exon. The coding region runs from base 83 to 943 and encodes 286 amino acids. The record is from RefSeq and is a predicted model, not a curated record. Gene Ontology annotation, biological process: cytoplasmic translation. NCBI's taxonomy places the organism in Eukaryota, Metazoa, Cnidaria, Hydrozoa, Anthoathecata, Hydractiniidae. Gene Ontology annotation, molecular function: RNA binding; structural constituent of ribosome.
UUUUCUAAAAUAACAGAUAAUAACUUAUCUUUACUAUAUAUAUUUUUUACAUAAUAUACAUGUGAUUUAAAUUUAUUUUUAGAUGUUACAAUCAAAACUUAUAUUUACAACAAGCACUUUGAAAGUCGCUGGAAGUUUUGUAUCUGAAAUAUUGUUUAGAAAAGCCAAUAUUGUGAGGUACACAUCAACAACUGCAGCUAUAUUUGGUCGUACACAAUGGUCUUAUACACGCCCCAGAAAUACAGACAUGACUAUUGAAGACCUCCCUCACAGACUGAGAGAUGGCAAGUUUUACCGUAAUCAGUCAAAAAGUGGCAGAGGUGAAGAUGGUCGCAUAAAAAUACGACACAAGGGUGGAGGGCACCAAAGAAACUUUAGAAUUGUUGAUACAGUUCGUGUACCAGUGUCAGAGCCAGGCCAAGAACCAAAAACUAUUAAGGAUAGAAUACUUCAAAUAGGCUACGAUCCUUUUCGCACUGCCCACAUUGCUCUUGUUGCUGGUAACGGUGGUAAUCAGACCAAAUUGAUUCUAUGCCCGCAUGAAACAAAAGUUGGCGAUAUAUUAACAGCAUCGCGUGGGAAACCUGCGUCCCUGGCACGUAUGGUACCAGGAGACGCAUACCCUUUGGAAUAUUUACCACUUGGUACAAUGGUCCAUAGUAUUGAGAAGUUGCCAGGUGAAGGAGGGAUUUAUUGUCGUGCUGCUGGGACAUAUGCUACCUUACUAAGAAAAUCUGACGAUAUUGCAGUUUUAAAGUGCCCUGAUAAAAGACGUCCUCAGUUGACUGUGAGUGUUAAAUGCUUAGCAGUGAUUGGACGUGCCUCUAAUAUCAAUAAAAAACAUGAAAUUAUUGGUAAAGCCGGUCGCAGUAGGUGGCUGAAUCGUAAACCCAGGGGCCAAACCGGCAAGGACAGAUGGCAUCACAAGAAGAAAGUCAGAUAAUGAAAUUGUUAAUACUUGUUACAAAAUUAGUUUGUGUUUAAAUGUGGAAAAAUUAUACAAGAGAGUGAAAAAAAAAUUUUUUCUUUUUUUUAAGGGUAGCUCCUCCUAUAAUCUCCUUAAUUCUUCUAAAAUAGAAGAGAGAGAUUAAGAAUCUUCUCAAAUUUUUCUAAAAUUUGCAAUUUUAGACUUAAAUAAAUAUGUUUGAUAAACGUAACGAAUAACUACUGCUAUUAUUUUUCAGGAAAAUGUCACUGUAUAUAAAGAACGUUCAUAAUUAACGAAAAUAGGAU